This is a messenger RNA of Lotus japonicus, 3029 nucleotides long. RefSeq names its product acetyl-coenzyme A carboxylase carboxyl transferase subunit alpha, chloroplastic. Lineage: Eukaryota; Viridiplantae; Streptophyta; Magnoliopsida; Fabales; Fabaceae. Gene Ontology annotation, cellular component: acetyl-CoA carboxylase complex. The record is from RefSeq and is a predicted model, not a curated record. The coding region runs from base 327 to 2588 and encodes 753 amino acids. The transcript is spliced from 12 exons. Gene Ontology annotation, biological process: fatty acid biosynthetic process. Gene Ontology annotation, molecular function: carboxyl- or carbamoyltransferase activity; acetyl-CoA carboxylase activity.
AUUGUCACACACGCAUAAGCUGGAACAUAAGAAGUAUCGCCCCUCAUUUGGCCUUUUCUUUCUUUGAACAUAACACAGUCAGCCCCAAUCUACCUAUUCUUCAUCUCCCUUACUACUCCCAACAACAAACAACAACUCCCCCUCUUUCAUUGACGAUCUCCACGAAGCUCUUCUUCUUCUUUUUCUCUCUCUCAUUCAUUCCUUCAAAUUCUCACUCCAUCACCCCCAUUCUCCUUCUCUUCAAUCACCCUUCUCCUCCUAACCUGGAUCUUCAACUUCGUUGGCCCUGAUUUGCAAAUUUUGGGGAAGGCCUCUGGUGAGGAAAUAUGGCUUCUUCUGCAGCUCUUACCGGUGCUUCGGCUUCGGAUCUUCUAAGGAGUUCAACUAGUGGUUUCAGUGGUGUCCCUUUGAGAACCUUGGGAAGGUCAAGGUUGGCCAUAAAAACAAGGGAUUUUUCAGUUGUUGCUAAGCUCAGGAAGGUUAAAAAGCAUGAAUAUCCCUGGCCUGAUAACCCUGAUCCCAAUGUGAAGGGUGGGGUGCUAAGUCAUCUGUCCCCUUUUAAGCCAUUAAAAGUGAAGCCAAAGCCUGUCACUUUGGAUUUCGAAAAGCCUCUUGUUGAUCUGCAAAAGAAGAUCAUCGAUGUGCGAAAGAUGGCAAAUGAAACGGGUCUGGACUUCAGCGAUCAGAUUCUCUCAUUGGAGGCCAAGUACCAGCAGGCUUUAAAGGAUCUAUAUACACAUCUGACUCCUAUACAGCGGGUCAGCAUUGCGCGGCAUCCUAACAGGCCCACUUUUCUUGAUCACAUCUUUAACAUAACUGAAAAGUUUGUGGAGCUCCAUGGUGACCGGGCUGGUUAUGAUGAUCCUGCUAUUGUGACUGGUAUUGGUACUAUAGAUGGUAGAAGAUACAUGUUCAUUGGUCACCAAAAGGGUAGAAAUACGAAAGAGAACAUUCAGCGUAACUUUGGGAUGCCAACCCCACAUGGCUACAGGAAGGCUCUUCGCUUAAUGGAAUAUGCAGAUCAUCAUGGGUUCCCAAUCGUUACUUUCAUUGACACACCUGGGGCAUAUGCUGACCUUAAAUCAGAGGAACUAGGCCAAGGUGAAGCAAUUGCUCAUAAUUUGAGAUCCAUGUUCGGUUUGAAGGUGCCAAUUGUCUCUAUAGUUAUUGGUGAAGGCGGUUCUGGUGGUGCCCUAGCCAUUGGAUGUGGUAAUAAAUUACUCAUGCUUGAAAAUGCAGUUUUCUAUGUUGCCAGUCCAGAGGCAUGUGCAGCAAUCUUAUGGAAGACUGCUAAAGCUUCUCCAAAGGCUGCUGAGAAACUGAAGAUUACAGCGAAUGAAUUGUGCAGAUUGCAAAUUGCUGAUGGUGUUAUACCUGAACCUAUUGGUGGAGCACAUGCAGAUCCAAAUUGGACCUCUCAACAGAUAAAAAUUGCAAUCAAUGAAGCCAUGAGCGAGCUCACCAAGUUGAACACAGAAGAUCUAUUAAAAGAUCGCAUGCUUAAGUUCCGAAAGAUAGGUGGGUUCCAGGAAGGAAUUCCUGUAGAUCCUAAGAGGAAAGUCAACAUGAAGAAGAAGGAUGUACCUGUUGCUGUAAAGAUUCCCGAUGCUGAGUUAGAGGUUGAAGUUGAGAAACUUAAGCAACAAAUUUUGAAUGCUAAUGAAUCUUCUUCCAAGCCUCCAAAACUAGAUCUGGAUGAGAUGAUAAUGAAACUAGAAAGGGAGGUUGAUCAAGAAUACUCUGAGGCAGUUAAAGCCUUGGGCUUAACAGACAGGUUCUCGAAAUUACAGGAGGAAGUUUCAGCAGCAAAUUCAGAUAAUCAACUUUCUGACCCAUUGCUGAAGGAUAAGAUAGAAAAACUAAAGGUGGAGUUUGAACAGGGUUUGUCAGCAGCUCCCAAUCAUGGCAGGCUGCAGAAUAAGCUUGAUAUGUUGAAAGAAUUGUCUAAAGUAAAGCAUCUGUCAGAAACAAAAAAGCAGAAACAAGAAGUGAGAAAGAAAUUUGUUGAGGUCAUCAGUAAUCCUAGAAUAAAAGAAAACUAUGAAGCAUUGACUGCUGAAAUUCAACGUGUAGGCGCAUCCUCAUCAAGCGAUUUGGAUGAUGAGUUGAAGAACAAAAUCAUUGAGUUUAAUAAAGAGGUAGACUCACAGCUGGUUAAUGCUCUGAAGUCAGUAGGCUUAGAUGUUCAGUUGGUAAAAGCAGAGGGACGAGACAGCAAGGAGUCUGAAGUGUCAGAGUAUGUUCCAGAGAUAGAAGAACUAAAGAAGGAUAUAGAAAAGGAGAUUGAAAUUUCGGCAAGCUCAUCUGAUGUUAAGAGCAAAAUAGAGCAAUUGAAACUGGAGGUUGCCAAGGCUGGAGAGACACCUGAUCCAGAAUCAAAGAAAAGAAUUACUUCUUUGAUGCAACAAAUUAAGCAGGGCCUUGUAGAGGCCAUUGACUCAUCUAGCAUAAAAGAGAAGUAUGACAAUCUGGUGUCUAAGGUUUCCAGCAAACCUGAAGAGGUGGAUGGAGGUUUGAGAGGAGACAGUUCUACCACCACCAAUGACGAGUUGAGAGAGAAAGUUGGUGCGAACCGCACCAUUUCUUAAAAUUUCUGCUCAUAUGGCGCUAGUGAAGAUGGUGCUGACCUGCAUUAAGUUAUAAAUGGAAUAGUGGAAACUGAACCAGUGUCUUAAGCUGGUUGGUUGUACAUCAUCGAGUAUCAUGGCCAUAUUUCUUUAAAACAGUUUUGGGGGAGUUUCAGGAGAGAUACCAUGUGAAUUGUGGCUGAUAAUUUUCUUUCAUAUUCCAACAGAAGACCAGAAGGGAGAAUAAAAUUGAAAACCAUCUUGUGUUUGUUUGAGUCAGAAUAUUGCAGUUAAUUUUUAGAAUGACUUUCCUAUCUGCACUUUUUUCUUUCUUUUCUUUUAUUAAAAGAUUAAAAUAUUGCAUUUCUCCCUCUAUAGAACUUAGAUGAACAUUGUAUAAAUUGCUUGAGUUUUGAAGAACCUAAUAAUAUGACAAUGUGGUGAUAUUAUGACUGUUUGCAA